AUGCUUUCCAUUGCUUUGAAAGUCCCCAGACACUGUCAAUUGGCAUCAGCAGCAGCAGCAGCAGCAGCAGCAGCAGCAGCAGCAGCAGCAGCAGCAGCACGUCGCAGUUUCUCAAGCACUGUUACUACUCUGCAACAUCCUUCUUCAUAUAUUCCAGAGCCCGUUGGAAACAAAAUAGCUUUUGCCUUUGACAUUGAUGGUGUACUGCUGCGAGGCAAAACUGCAAUUCCAGAAGCAAAGCCUGCGCUUGAACUUUUGGCUGCUCACAAAGUCCCUUGGAUUCUUCUCACCAAUGGCGGUGGUAAGUCUGAGCGUGAACGUGUUGACGAACUUUCCCAUUUACUUGACUUCCCUAUUGCCGAGCCUCAGUUAGUCCAGGCCCAUACACCAUUCCGUGCCCUUGCACAAACUUACCACCGUAUCUUGGUGGUUGGCGGUGACGGUGAUAAGUGUCGCCGCGUGGCUGAGGAAGUAUACGGGUUCGAAGAUGUGGUUAUUCCUGCAGAUGUGGUACGCUCAGACCCCUCAGUAUGGCCGUUCCACAGGUACUCUCCUGAAGAACUUGCCACCAUAGCACGACCUAAACGUCUGUACGAGCCUGAGUCUGGGGAAGCUAAGAUUGAUGCUGUGUUGGUGUUUAACGACCCCCGUGAUAUGGGCACCGAUGUCCAGGUUGUGCUUGACUUGUUGUUAUCUCAGCACGGAUACUUUGGUACUCGUCGAGACUUACACUUAACUCAUAACAAAAACUCUCAAGUAUCUGCGCCCACAAUCAACGAUCUGAGCAUACCUUCUGUACCUAUUUAUUUCUGUUGCAAUGAUUUGUUGUGGGCAAAUAACUACCGAAUGCCAAGGUUUGGCCAGGGCAUGUUCCGAAUCACCAUUGAGCGGUUAUAUGCGGAAAUGACUCAUGGAGCCCAGUUGAAAACCACAGUUAUUGGGAAACCGUUUGAGCACACAUACCGAUACGCGGAGCAGGUGCUCAAUGACUGGCGGGCAAAGCGGUUUGGAGGACAAGCAGCGCUAGGCCCAGAGCACACUGUUUUUAUGGUAGGUGAUAACCCGGCGUCGGAUAUCAUGGGGGCCAAUAACUACGGAUGGUACUCGCUGUUGGUGCGCACAGGAGUGUUUAGAGAUGAGGACUUGGCCACGAUUGUUGCUCAACCCAAGCAGAUUUUGGAUAAUGUUAAAGAGGCUGUUGAGUUUGGCAUUGCCCAUGGGCUUCAAGUUUAG
Messenger RNA from Magnusiomyces paraingens, 1233 nucleotides. RefSeq lists its product as uncharacterized. Gene Ontology annotation, biological process: glycerophospholipid biosynthetic process. The transcript has 2 exons. Gene Ontology annotation, cellular component: mitochondrion. The record is from RefSeq and is a predicted model, not a curated record. Lineage: Eukaryota; Fungi; Ascomycota; Dipodascomycetes; Dipodascales; Dipodascaceae. Bases 1 to 1233 code for a protein of 410 amino acids.